This is a messenger RNA of Sardina pilchardus (European sardine), 799 nucleotides long. Its product is annotated as vitelline membrane outer layer protein 1 homolog. The coding region runs from base 30 to 674 and encodes 214 amino acids. The transcript is spliced from 4 exons. Lineage: Eukaryota; Metazoa; Chordata; Actinopteri; Clupeiformes; Clupeidae. The record is from RefSeq and is a predicted model, not a curated record.
GGCUAGCCGAACCUGAGUGUUGAGCUAUCAUGGCAUCUUUUCUGACGAGCGGGUUCUGUCUCCUGGCCGUGCUGGCCCUCGGACUGUGUGCCCAGGCACCCAAGCCGUUUGUGUCCCGCGCAGGUGUGAUGUACAACAGCAGAUCCUACGCCUCCAUGAUCACGGUCAAGAACGGGGAAAAGUUUGGCAACUGGACAUGGCCUGAGAUGUGUCCCCCAGACUACUUGGCCGUUGGAUUCAGUUUGAGGGUGGAAGAUAAACAGUAUGCAGCGGAUGACACUGCUCUGAAUGGGAUUCGUCUCAUCUGCAGUAAAAAUGGCAAUAGAAACUUCGUCUACUCAGUGGAGUCCCACACUGGAUACUAUGGUGACUGGACCACAACGCAGUACUGCCCCACCGGCCACCUGGUGGCCUUCCAGCUGCGCGUGGAGCCCCACCAGGGCUUCUUCGGGGACGACACGGCCGCCAACAACAUCCGCUUCCGCUGCAGCAGCAACCCCACGGUGGAGGGCCACGGCAGGGACUGGGGCGAGUACGGCUACUGGAGCGAGACCUGUGUCGACGGGGGCAUCUGUGGCAUCGAGACCAAGAUGGAGGAGCACCAGGGCGGCCUGGACGACUCCACCCUCAACGAUGUCCGUUUCCACUGCUGUAAGAGCACGCCUCAGGCUUAGCCCAAAGACAGAUUUGGCUGAUUCAGAUGUCUUCACAUUUGUUGGCAGUUUGUUAAAACCACAGGAUGAUCAUGGAGGAGUCAGAAGGAAAUGAAAAAUUCACAAAUAAAUUCAGCAUGCAACUA